This is a messenger RNA of Puntigrus tetrazona (Sumatra barb), 974 nucleotides long. RefSeq names its product SRY-box transcription factor 14 (gene sox14). Gene Ontology annotation, biological process: cell differentiation; regulation of DNA-templated transcription; anatomical structure morphogenesis. The transcript has a single exon. Gene Ontology annotation, molecular function: RNA polymerase II cis-regulatory region sequence-specific DNA binding; DNA-binding transcription factor activity, RNA polymerase II-specific. NCBI's taxonomy places the organism in Eukaryota, Metazoa, Chordata, Actinopteri, Cypriniformes, Cyprinidae. The record is from RefSeq and is a predicted model, not a curated record. The coding region runs from base 140 to 856 and encodes 238 amino acids.
UGAUGCCGUUUUCCUACUCCUCCGGCUUUCCAGAAGUGGCAUGAUCCGUGUCUGUCGGCAGGACAGGUGAAUACUAUUUUCUCUUGGUUGGUCGAAGAACUUUUUUUUUUGUUGUUAUUUUAACAGGGAACCGUAAAAAAUGUCAAAGCCGGUAGAUCACAUCAAGAGACCCAUGAACGCCUUCAUGGUCUGGUCAAGAGGCCAGAGGAGGAAAAUGGCUCAAGAGAAUCCCAAAAUGCACAAUUCAGAAAUAAGCAAAAGACUCGGCGCCGAGUGGAAGCUGCUCUCUGAAUCCGAGAAGCGACCGUACAUCGACGAGGCCAAAAGGCUGAGGGCUCAACACAUGAAAGAACACCCAGACUACAAAUACAGACCCAGGCGCAAGCCCAAGAACCUCCUCAAGAAGGACAGGUAUGUGUUUCCUCUGCCCUACCUGGGCGACACGGAUCACCUGAAAGGACUUCCGGUCUCCGCCACGGACUCGCUCUUAGGUUCCUCGGAAAAAGCCCGCGCGUUCCUGCCUCCCACAUCAGCCCCUUACUCCUUCCUCGACCCGAGCCAGUUCAGCUCCAGCGCUAUCCAGAAGAUGACAGAGAUGCCCCACACGUUGGCCACCAGCACUUUACCUUACGCAUCAUCUCUGGGAUACCAGAACGGCGCAUUCGGGAGCCUGGGCUGCCCCAGCCAGCACACCCACACCCACCCGUCGCCCACAAACCCCGGGUACGUGGUGCCGUGUAACUGCACCGCAUGGUCGGCGUCGAGUUUACAGCCGCCUGUUGCCUACAUACUGUUCCCGGGUAUGACCAAGAGUGGGAUUGACCCGUACUCAUCAGCACACGCCGCUGCUAUGUGACUCCACCGCUAAAAAACAAACAAACGGUCUCCUCUUUUGAAAACUUGAAUACAGCAAUGCAUGUACAUAAGAAGAGAGGAAUGAGCAAGACAUUUAUACUGAGGCCGCGUGGACAUGA